AUGUGCAGACCAGAAGAGUUAUUCGUAGAUAGAAUUAGUCCACAUUUUAUUUGUCCGAUUGGAGGAGGUGUUAUUGAAGAUCCAGUUGUAACACCAUGUGGUCAUACAUUUUGUAACCCGUGUUUAAUAAAAUGGUUACAAUCUAGGAGACAAUGUCCGACUGAUAGAUUACCAGUUACAGAUAAACAGUUGAUUCAAAAUUGGUUAGUUUAUUAUUACACUUCCGAACUUACUGUUAGAUGCGAUCAUUAUAAUAAAGGUUGUUUAUGGACGGGUAAGUGGUGUGUAUUAGGUAGUCAUUUAACACAAUGUCAAGCUGCAUUUUCAAAGAUUAGAUUUUGGUUAAAAUAUCAUGUUCCAUUUGGACAACAAAUUAGAGUUACAGGUAAUUGCGAUCAAUUGGGUAAUUGGGACCCAAAGAAAUCAUUCCCAUUAAAAUUUUUGCAAGGUGAUACAUGGGAAGGUGAAAUUAUUUUGGCACAAAGUGGAAGAAUAGAAUAUAAAUAUUGUAUUAGUUAUUAUGAUACUGGUGAAUUGGUGUAUUGGGAAGCUGGUCCAAAUAGAGUUAUUUUAAUUUCUGGUUCUUCAAUUUAUAGAAGAGAUAUCUUUAAAAAUCCUUAA
Messenger RNA from Dictyostelium discoideum AX4, 621 nucleotides. RefSeq lists its product as hypothetical. The transcript has 3 exons. The record is from RefSeq and is a predicted model, not a curated record. Gene Ontology annotation, biological process: protein ubiquitination. Lineage: Eukaryota; Evosea; Eumycetozoa; Dictyosteliales; Dictyosteliaceae. Gene Ontology annotation, molecular function: starch binding; ubiquitin-protein transferase activity; carbohydrate binding. Bases 1 to 621 code for a protein of 206 amino acids.